This is a messenger RNA of Lactuca sativa (garden lettuce), 1442 nucleotides long. The record is from RefSeq and is a predicted model, not a curated record. Lineage: Eukaryota; Viridiplantae; Streptophyta; Magnoliopsida; Asterales; Asteraceae.
CCCAAAAUGAGUUGCAGGGAAAUGAGGGAUAAAGUUGGGGAAAAUUUCAAUGUGAAGGUUAGUGUUGGACAAUGCAGGAAUGCAAAGAAGUUUGCACUUAAUGAGAUCGAAGGCAGUUUGAACACACAUUAUGAAAAAUUAUGGAGUUAUGGAGCUGAGAUAUUAAGAGCUAAUCCAGGGUCAACAGUGAAAAUUGGGACGGAUACAAUGCCUGAUUCCACAAUUUAUUUUUCUAGGAUGUAUGUUUGUAUCAAAGGUGUAAAGGAUGGUUGGAUUGAAGGAUGCAGGAGGGUUAUAGGUGUAGAUGGUUGCUUUUUAAAAGGUAUUUGCAGAGGUGAGCUUCUUUCAGCUGUAGGUAGAGACGCUAACAACCAUAUUUACCCCAUUGCUUAGGCAGUAGUUGCAGUUGAGAACAAAGAAACUUGGAAGUGGUUUCUAAACUUACUACUUAAGGACAUUAACAUGGGAAAUGGGGCAGGAUUAACCUUACUUUCUGACCAACACAAGGGUCUUAUUGAGGCUGUUAAAGAAAGAGUACCAGAUGCUGAGCAUAGGCAAUGUGCUAGGCACGUGUAUGCUAAUUUCAAGAAAAAAUUUAAGGGUGCUGCAUAUAGGAAGCUUUUUUGGAGGGCUGCAAAGGCCACAACUGUGCAAAGGUUUGAAGGUAUAAUGAAAGAGAUUAGGGUGAUUGAUGUACAAGCAUAUGAUCACUUGAUGGAAAGAGAUCCAAAAUCCUGGUCUAGGGCUUUUUUUGUAUUGGACAGGUCUUGUGAUGCCAUUGAGAAUGGUAUUUGUGAAUCUUUUAAUGCUGCAAUUGUGCAUGCUAGGAAAAAGCCGAUUAUAACAAUGUUAGAGGAAAUUAGGAGGUUUGUGAUGGAUAGGAUGUAUUGUAAAAGAUUGAAGGGGCAGAAAUGGAAUCUAGCCAUAUGUCCAUCUAUUAGAAAGAAAAUAGUGGACAAGAGGAAACAUCUAAGGUAUAUAUACUUUAUUUUAUAGGUAUUGGCAUGUAAUUCCCAAGUACUAAUUUUAUACUAUAUUACUUUAUUUUAUAGGUAUUGGUAUGUAAUUCCCAGUGGAGUGCAACAAUUUGAGGUGAGGUCAGUACAUGAGGUUUAUGUUGUGUACUUGAACCAAAGAACAUGUGCAUGUAGAGGAUGGCAACUAAGUGGAAUACCAUGUGUACAUGCCAUGGCUGCUAUUAGUUAUCUAAAUGAGAAUGUUGAAGACUAUGUGGCAACUUGGUUCACAACAGAAAUGUUUGGAAAUUGCUAUAAGUAUACAAUUAAUCCUAUAAAUGGAAGUGAAAUGUGGCCAUCUUGGGAAGGUCAACCUAUGUUGCCCCCGAAACGUAAAAGAUUACCUGGCAGACCUAAAGUCAACAGGAAGAAGGCUGCUUCAGAAAAAGAAGGUCGACAUACUAUUAGCAAGAAAGGGGCUAUUAC